AAAACAACCCGAGAACAAGUCAAAGUCAUGCAAACCUACUCAUCCAAGUUCGACGAAAUUCAUUGGCCAAAUACAAUUGACUUUUUAGUUCCAAGGCAUUGCUUUCAACGACAUUAUGUUUCAAGAGGACAAUAUGCAGAUAAAUAGACCUUGGCUUCAUUACAGAAAACCAAAAAAAAACAAGCCUGAAAAAUUCUUGAACAUCUUGUUACCAGAAAAAGUAAGAAAAUCAAUUAUCUUUUACCAUUUCCAGCAACAUGAUUUCAAGUGUUCUUUCUGAUAUUAACAUGCCAUCAGCCAGAACGAUCAUUUCUUCCACAGCUUCCAUAGCUGCUACAGCCAUGGUGGUUCGGUCCGUAGCCCGAGACCUAAUCCCUUAUGAACUCCAACAUUAUGUUUACUUGAGCAUCCGUGGCUUCUUCAAAUCAUUUUCUUCUGAAAUGGUUUUGAUCAUUGAAGAAUUUGAUGGACUAGCCAGCAACCAAAUCUACAAGGCUGCUGAAAUCUAUUUGGGCACCAAGGUUUCCAUUUCUUCUGGUAGCUUCAGAGUGAGCAUGCCAGAGAAAGAGACUAAGAUAUCCACCUUAGUAGCCAAAGACCAAGUGGUAUUGGAUAAGUUUAGUGGUAUUCAGUUCAAAUGGAGGCAAGUCACUAGGCAGGUUGAAUCCAAGAGGACCAAUUACCCUGGUCAAUCUUCUACUCAGUCCGAACUUCGGUACUUUGAGCUAUGCUUUCACAAGAAAUACAAGAAUAUGGUAUUUGAAUCCUAUUUCCCUUUCGUCCUCAACGAGUCAAACAAGGUUAAAGAAGAGAGGAAGACCCUCCAAAUUUAUACUAUGAAUAAUGAACACAUGAGGAGAUACUCAUACAAUUCAGGAGAUUAUACAUGGAACUCCAUCAAGCUAGAUCAUCCUGCAACUUUUGACACAUUGGCCAUGGACAGAGAGCUCAAGGAAAUGAUCGUGUGCGAUUUGGACAGGUUUGUUAAAAGAAGGGAUUUCUACAAGAAAGUUGGCAAGGCAUGGAAACGUGGGUACUUGUUAUAUGGUCCUCCGGGGACGGGGAAAUCAAGUUUGAUAGCAGCCAUGGCUAAUUACCUUAACUUUGAUAUAUAUGAUCUCGAGCUAACUGAUAUACGUGCAAACUCAGACCUUAGGAGAGUCCUACUUUCCACAGGGAACAGAUCAAUUCUAGUUGUGGAAGACAUUGACUGCAGCCUCGAUAUUGAAGAUCGCAAAGCAGAAGAACAGACUUUGAAGGCACUCAAACCUCAUAUAACGCAAGCUCAAACUAUAAAUAUAGUUAGGAAGCCAAAACCUCAGGAGGUUACGUUAUCAGGGUUGCUAAACUUCAUAGAUGGGUUGUGGUCAAGCUGUGGAGACGAGAGGAUAAUAGUGUUUACGACGAAUCACAAAGACAGGUUGGAUCCUGCCCUGUUGAGGCCAGGCAGAAUGGAUGUGCACAUCCACAUGUCCUAUUGCACUCCUUGUGCUUUCAAGACAUUGGCUUGGAAUUAUCUUGGAAUUGAGGACCAUCCUCUUUUCCCUGAAAUCCUUGAUCUUUUAGACGAGGCAAUGGUGACCCCUGCUGAAGUGGGAGAGCAAUUGCUGAGGAAUGAAGGGGUCGAGACUGCUAUGAGCAGUCUCCUUGAUUUCAUCCGCACGAAAAAGAAAGAAGCUGAUGAAAUCAAAGGUCUGGAAAAUGAAGAAAAAGAAAAUGAAGCUGAUGAAAUCAAGGCAAAAGGUCUGGAAAAUGAAGAAACCGAGGGAAAAAUUAGUUGUUGAGAUUUCUCAAGGAGUAAUUUAUGAUUUAAGAAUUUUAUAGUUCAUGGACAUUCUUUCAGUUUAACUUUGAUAGUUGUAGUGCAUUUUGUUGAGAAAAGCAUCAUCUACUAUAGUGAAAAAGAAUGUUCUUCAAAAAUAGAGAGCUGAUGUUGGGUAUAUCAAUGUACACUUAACUUGAUUAAUAAACCAUUAGAGCACCUUUAAUUGACAAGUAAUAACUAAACAAACAGAUGGUCUUUUCAGGAACUUUAAUCUAAUCCACUGACAAGUGUCACACCUAUAAGCAGGAGGAUGUAAACGGACUAACGGGGUUAAACAUCUCUAAUGAUCAAACUAAGACAUCAAGAAUUCACCCAGAGACAUAGUUGCAAAGCAACCCGCCACAAUAUUUAAAAGUUGAUUAGGCUGAAAUUUCAUUUCCAUUCCCAAUUUCCACAGUUAUCCAAGUAGUGAAUGCUAAUGAGAACUAAAUGGAUUUUUCGCACUUCGCAGAUGGAUUAUGACAUCACAAAUAUAAUAGCUAGUGCUAGAAAAUAUAUGAUGUCAGGUACCAGAAGCUACAUGCAAUUCUCGUUCAAGCUUGUAUGUUCUUAACAGUGAUGGCUGCAAAUAAUCACAUUAGAACAAUAUAGUUGGGAAGACAUGGCAAGCAAAACGAACUACAUCCACACAAUAGCUCCUACGUUUUGUUCAGCUCAAGAGAAAAAGCAUCAUCGAAGAAGUGAUAGCCUCAUUUCAAUAACCAAAAAGCUAAAAGACAAGGAAGAAAUGGCAUUCUAGAUCACCUUAGAAACUGUGACUCUGGAACUAAAGCAUUUGGAAUCCUACUUCAAUAGAGGUGUACAGUACGUAUAGAUUCUAAAUAUGAGAAUAGCUCCUCGACACCAAAGUUGCUCUACCU
Nicotiana attenuata is the source of this 2685-nucleotide messenger RNA. Its product is annotated as AAA-ATPase At3g50940-like. Gene Ontology annotation, molecular function: ATP hydrolysis activity; ATP binding. The transcript is spliced from 2 exons. Bases 258 to 1784 code for a protein of 508 amino acids. The record is from RefSeq and is a predicted model, not a curated record. NCBI's taxonomy places the organism in Eukaryota, Viridiplantae, Streptophyta, Magnoliopsida, Solanales, Solanaceae.